AUGCUUACCAUCACUCACAUCUCAAUACCACUGGGCAUUGUUAUUGGACUCCUAGCUUCCUUCGUUCAGUCAUUGGGGCUGACUAUUCAACGAAAGAGCCAUGUUGUCAACCAGUCACUCCCCGAGCACCGACAGCGCGUAGAGCAUCGAAGACCGUUAUGGUUGCUCGGAUUCGCCGUAUUCAUAUCUUCCAACGUAAUUGGCUCCUUCGUUCAAAUCGCCUCUCUUCCUGUAGUGAUCCUAGCACCACUGGGAGCAGUAUCACUUCUCUGGAACGCUUUCUUUGCCCGUCUGCUCCUCGGAGACGUAUUCUCACCAUGGAUGAUCCUUGGCACCAUCUUAAUUGCAGGUGGUGCUAUUUUGAUAGCAUUCUUUGGUAUCGUCCCAGAGCAAACGCGCUCUCUCGAGGAUCUCCUGCAUCUGUUCCGACGACCAACAUUUAUUGCAUAUUUCUCUGUACUGGGAGUCACGGUUUUGAUUUGUCUUGUCAUCACCCACCUCACGGAGUACUCGAUUUCUCGCAGAAUAAAAGCUGAAAGUGUACCGGACUCUCCUACCAAUUUCUCCCCUCCGUCGUCUGCAAUUCAUCUGCCUACACAUUCUACCAACACUACCACAGGCCUAACGGAAGCGGUUGACGAUAAUCUUUUAUCUCAUGAGCGCACCCCACUUGUUGACCCCAAAGCGCUAUCACAAUCAUCACGAUCCAACUCACCUCGGAAUGACAGUGACCUUACUGGCCGCUCAAUUAACCGCACACGCCUGCUCGUGGCUAUAUCAUAUGCUUCAUUUUCUGGUAUCAUAUCUGGAAUGUGCCUACUGUUCGCCAAAAGCGGUGUUGAGCUCCUAUUGCUCACACUGGGAGGCAACAAUCAAUUCUGGAGGUGGGAGGCUUGGGUCCUUGUCCUUGGAUUGAUUAUAUUUGCUGUGCUACAGUUGUGGUAUCUACACAAAGCACUUAUUCUAGCCGAUCCUACAUUGGUCUGUCCAUCUGCCUUUUGCUUCUAUAAUCUAUCAUCUAUUGUCAAUGGUCUUGUAUACUUCGACCAAUUUUCUUUAAUACGGCCUUUGUAUCUCGGCCUUGUCGCGCUGGGGAUUGUUAUUCUUCUAGGAGGAGUAUGGGUCGUAAGUAUCCAGUCCGGAGGUGGAGGUGUCGAUGUUGGUCCAUGGGUCGAAGAGACCAUCAAGUUAACUGGAGAGGACGAAGCAUUAUACUCAGAACCUACUUACACAGAUGCAGAUAAUGAAGCAUCUGAAGUUCACGCACUGUCCGACCAACCCACUGAGACCACACCACCACCUAAACCAGGUGUUGGGCCUGUCCCGAUGGAACGAGAAACGCGUUCAGAGUCGUACUUGCCGAACAUACAACAACCAUCGCUCGUUGGACUGGGUAUUGAUAUGGGAUCCCCAGAGUCUACAUUGCCUGGGAAAACACAAAGCUCUAUCUCAACACCGGACAAGCGAACGAUAGUUGAUACACAGCUGUAUCCUUCUCCACGAACACCGUCUCGUCCAGCGAAGCGGAAACCGACGGCUGAUAUAAACACCUCUUCAUCAUCGAUACAUCAUCCACACGCACAUGGUCAUUCACGCACACAGUCCUACCAGCAUGCUCACCAUGGGCUGCCCUCCCCUCCUCUCGGAAGCGUUUCUGCUUUGGGUCCAGGAUUCCAGAUAGGCUUGUCGCCACUUAGUCCUGGGUUCACCAUUACACCGCUAGAAAGACGAAGGAGAACGAGUGCUAUGGGUGGAGGUGGAAGCACCUCAUUUGCUGAUGUGGUGUCAGAGGCAAUGGCCCGUGAGCAAGGCCGUAGACGGACUGUCAGUGAGGGUGAGGUCACUCGGGAACCAGUUGGUGGUAGUGCUGCUUCUGUUGUUGCUGACGGGGACGCCAACGUUCAACAUACGAGGGAAGACUCGAGGAGGGAGGAUCUGCGUGUCAGGAAUGCUAGCACACGGUGGAAGUGGCUAAAGCAUAUCUUUGAAGCUAGUGAUGAUUGA
Messenger RNA from Psilocybe cubensis, 2004 nucleotides. RefSeq lists its product as uncharacterized. Gene Ontology annotation, biological process: magnesium ion transport. The record is from RefSeq and is a predicted model, not a curated record. The transcript has 4 exons. The coding region runs from base 1 to 2004 and encodes 667 amino acids. Gene Ontology annotation, molecular function: magnesium ion transmembrane transporter activity. Gene Ontology annotation, cellular component: membrane. NCBI's taxonomy places the organism in Eukaryota, Fungi, Basidiomycota, Agaricomycetes, Agaricales, Agrocybaceae.